AUGCCUAGCAGCGAGGCGGUGCCGCUGGGGCUGGGUGCCUGCCGCAGGUCGGGGGCGCUGACCGGGAUGCUGGCAUUGGUGGCGCGGCUGCUGGACUGGCUGCGCUCGCUAUUCUGGAAGGAGGAGAUGGAGCUCACCCUGGUGGGGCUGCAGUACUCGGGCAAGACCACGCUGCUCACCGUGCUAGCGUCGGGGCAGUUCACAGAAGAUAUGAUUCCUACGGUAGGCUUCAAUAUGAGAAAAAUAACAAAAGGAAAUGUUACCAUAAAGGUAUGGGACAUUGGAGGACAACCAAGGUUUCGAAGCAUGUGGGAGCGUUAUUGCAGAGGAGUCAAUGCAGUUGUUUACAUGGUGGAUGCAGCAGACUUGGAAAAAGUAGAAGCUUCAAAGAAUGAGCUGCACAGUUUGAUAGAUAAGCCACAACUGCAUGGAAUUCCAGUGUUAGUCCUUGGAAAUAAAAGAGACCUUCCAGGUGCACUGGAUGAAAAGCAGUUAAUUGAGAAACUAAACCUCUCAGCUAUUCAAGACAGAGAAAUCUGUUGCUAUUCUAUUUCCUGUAAAGAGAAGGAUAACAUUGACAUAACAUUACAAUGGCUUAUUCAGCACUCCAAAUCAAGACACUGUUGA
Messenger RNA from Indicator indicator, 627 nucleotides. RefSeq names its product ADP-ribosylation factor-like protein 8B. Gene Ontology annotation, cellular component: lysosomal membrane. Bases 1 to 627 code for a protein of 208 amino acids. Gene Ontology annotation, biological process: anterograde axonal transport; protein transport. Lineage: Eukaryota; Metazoa; Chordata; Aves; Piciformes; Indicatoridae. The transcript is spliced from 7 exons. Gene Ontology annotation, molecular function: GTPase activity; GTP binding. The record is from RefSeq and is a predicted model, not a curated record.